Daphnia magna is the source of this 959-nucleotide messenger RNA. RefSeq names its product tax1-binding protein 3 homolog. The record is from RefSeq and is a predicted model, not a curated record. Gene Ontology annotation, molecular function: protein binding. The transcript is spliced from 5 exons. NCBI's taxonomy places the organism in Eukaryota, Metazoa, Arthropoda, Branchiopoda, Diplostraca, Daphniidae. Bases 136 to 501 code for a protein of 121 amino acids.
ACAUCGCCAAUGAUUGGCUAUUUUAUCGUUUGACAGCUCAUUCGACUGACCUCAAAGGGAAAAAUACUGAAUUGUCAUUUUGACAUUUACCCACUUUCCUUGCAGAAAAAGAGUAAAUUAGGAUUUUGUAACCAAAUGUCUACCUUUUUUCACCAGGCGGGGACGGCAAUGGAGUGCCUCAGUAUUCCCAUCACCCUACACAAGGAAUCUGUCUUGGACCAUGAAGGGAGAGAAGUGCAUAGAUGUGGCUUCAAAAUUGGAGGAGGGAUUGACCAGGAUUUCAGAAAGAGCCCUCAGAGCUACUCGGAUAAUGGAAUCUAUGUAACUGAAGUGCAAGAAAGUAGUCCAGCAGCAAAAGCUGGUCUCCGGGUGAAUGACAAAAUAUUGCAGUGUAACGGGUACGAUUUGACCAUGUGCACUCACAAGAAGGCUGUCGACUACAUCAAGAAAUAUCCUGUCUUGAACAUGCUAGUGGCACGUAAAGGAGUGACACAUUCUUGAAUGCCGGACUGUUUGGAAAACGUGGACCAUUAUCAGCUUUACAUAGAUAUUUAUAUAUUAUUUGUGGGGGAAAAGAAAAAUCCUUUGGUACAUCAAAUGACGUCAAUUUUGCUUUUUCACUAUCUGGUUUUCAUUUCUAGUUAGCGCGCUUUUCUUCUCAUUUAUCUUCUAACGCAUGCUCCAAAAUCGGAGGAAAAAAAAAAGUCGCAAUACGUUGUAUCGUGUCGUUCCAGUGCCAAAGUUCCCUUAGAUUGAUAUUGUACUCCUUUCGUGGAAUGGGUUUUUUUCGUUUUUUCGCUUUUUCUUGUUUUUUUGUCCUUUUUUUUUUUUGGUUUUUGUUUUUCUCGCGAAGGGACGAAUCGCGUGCGUUAUUUUGCUGACUGACUGGAGUCGAUCAUUGAACUUGUCAUCUUUCUGUCUGUAAAACUUGCUUUCAAAUAAAAACUUUACGAAACCAG